Hemicordylus capensis (graceful crag lizard) is the source of this 3654-nucleotide messenger RNA. It is a transcript of the gene ECEL1, whose product is annotated as endothelin converting enzyme like 1. Lineage: Eukaryota; Metazoa; Chordata; Lepidosauria; Squamata; Cordylidae. Bases 379 to 2682 code for a protein of 767 amino acids. Gene Ontology annotation, molecular function: metalloendopeptidase activity. The transcript is spliced from 18 exons. The record is from RefSeq and is a predicted model, not a curated record. Gene Ontology annotation, biological process: protein processing. Gene Ontology annotation, cellular component: plasma membrane.
GGGGCGAGGAAGUUGGAAGCCGCACGUUUUCUCGCCCCCUCCGCCCCCCAUCUCGUGUUGAUCCCAUCCCCAUCCCAGGCAGAGCUGGGGGUCCGUUCCCCCAGCUCGUCGGCGCGCGACGCCUUCGUCCAUUACCUCGCCCUUGCCUCCCCACGGAGGAGGACUCCAUCUCCAUCUGCUCUCCGAGGGAGUUUGUGCGGCCCCCCACCCCGGCGGGAUUCCCUCCCUUUCUGCCAAGGAGCCUGCCCAUGAGCCGCCUGCCUUGAGCGCCCCCUCCUGGACACACGGCUGCCGCACGCCAUGCCCGCCCUGUGACCCUCCGCUCUGCCCCGCGGCCCCAGCGCCUGCCUCGGUGGGCCAGCCCUGCCCGCCCCCAGCAUGGAGAAGACCUACUCCCUGACGGCCCACUACGACGAGUUCCAGGAGGUGAAGUACUUGAGCAAGUACAGCAGCAGCGGCACCCUGCCCAACGGCUUCAACCUGCAGCUGGCCGCGGCCGGCCCCAAGAAGCCGCGCUGCGGGCUGCCCCGCUGGAGCCGGCGCGAGAUCUGCCUGCUCUCGGGGCUGGUCUUCGCGGCGGGGCUCUGCGUCAUCCUGGGCUGCAUCCUGGCGCUGAAGUACCUGGCCCUGGAGCACGACGCCUUCUGCUUCGAGGGCUGCCCGAAGCGGAAGGCCUUCUUCAAGGCCUCCCGCUUCAUUGCCAGCAACAUUGACACCUCCAUUGACCCCUGCAAGGACUUCUACUCCUUCGCCUGCGGCGGCUGGCUGCGCAAGCACGGCAUCCCCGAGGACAAGCUCAUCUACGGCAUCAUCGCCGCCAUCGGCGAGCAGAACGAGGAGAAACUCCAGCGCUUGCUGCUGCGGCCGGUCCGGCGGCCCUACCCGGCCUCCGCGGAGCGCAAGGUGAAGGAGUUCUUCCGCUCCUGCCUGGACAUGGCUGAGAUUGACCGGCAGGGUGCCCGCCCCAUGCUGGAGGUCAUCGAGGACUGCGGCGGCUGGGACAUGGCGGCCGCUGGCAGGCAAGCCCGCUGGGAUUUCAACGAACUGCUCUACAAGACCCAGGGGGUCUACAGCACGGCCGUCUUCUUCUCGCUCACCGUCAACUUGGACGACAAGAAUUCCUCCCGCUAUGUCAUUCGGAUUGAUCAAGAUGGGUUGACAUUAUCCGAGCGAACCCUCUACCUGGGGCAGGAUGAGGAAAGCGAAAAGAUUUUGGCUGCCUACCGGGGAUUCAUGGAACGACUGUUGGGCCUGUUGGGGGCAGAGGAUGUGGAACAGAAAGCCAGUGAGAUCCUGCAGCUGGAACAGAGGUUGGCCAACAUCACAGUCUCCGAGUACGAUGACCUGCGGAGGGACAUCAACUCCAUGUACAACAAGGUGACCUUGGGAGAGCUCCAGCGCAUCACACCAAACCUGAAAUGGAAGCGACUGCUCAACAGGAUAUUCCAUGACAAUUUUUCGGAGGACGAGGAAGUGGUGCUAUUGGCCACAGACUAUAUGCAGCGGGUAUCGGAGCUCAUCCACACCACCCCUAUCAGGGUCCUCCAUAACUACAUGCUGUGGCGCAUCGCAGUGGUGCUGAGCGAGCACCUCUCCACCCCUUUCCGGGAUGCCAUCCAUGAGCUGGCCAGGGAGAUGGAAGGCGCCGAGAAGCAGCUGGAGCUGGGCAAAGUCUGCCUCAGCCAGGCCAACAAGCACUUUGGGAUGGCUCUGGGGGCCCUCUUCGUGGAAGAAUACUUCUCUUCCAGCAGCAAGGCCAAGGUGCAGCAACUCGUGGAAGACAUCAAACACAUCCUUGACCGAAGACUGGAAGAGCUUGACUGGAUGGACGAGGAAACUCAGCAGGCAGCUAGAGCCAAGCUGCAGCACAUGAUGGUGAUGAUCGGCUACCCAGACUUUCUGCUGAACCCAGAAGCCAUUGACAAGGAAUAUGAGUUUGAAGUCCAUGAGAGAGCUUACUUCAAGAACAUCCUCAGCAGCAUCAAAUUCAGCAUUAAGCUGUCGGUGAAGAAGAUCCGGCAAGAGGUGGACAAGUCAGCGUGGUUGUUGCCUCCACAAGCGCUGAAUGCAUACUACCUUCCCAACAAGAACCAAAUGGUAUUCCCUGCCGGGAUCCUUCAGCCCACUCUCUAUGACCCAGAGUUCCCACAGUCCCUGAAUUAUGGCGGGAUAGGCACAAUCAUUGGGCAUGAACUGACGCAUGGCUACGAUGACUGGGGAGGUCAAUAUGAUCGCCAUGGCAACUUGAUGCAUUGGUGGACGGACGCCUCCUACAGCAAGUUCCUCAAGAAGGCCGAGUGUAUUGUGAACCUGUACGACAACUUUACAGUCUACAAUCAGAGGGUGAACGGGAAGCACACGCUCGGGGAGAACAUUGCCGACAUGGGAGGGCUAAAGCUCGCAUAUUAUGCCUAUCAGAAAUGGGUGCGGGAACAUGGCCCCGAAAAUCCACUGCAACAUCUCAAAUACACCCAUGAGCAACUUUUCUUCAUUGCUUUUGCCCAGAACUGGUGCAUUAAACGACGCUCACAGUCCAUCUAUCUGCAAGUGCUGACUGACAAACAUGCUCCUGAGCACUACAGGGUCCUGGGCAGCGUCUCUCAGUUCGAGGAGUUUGGCCGGGUCUUCCACUGCCCCAAGAACUCGCCCAUGAACCCAGCACACAAAUGCUCCGUCUGGUGAAGGGCCCGCCGGCUCCCGCCAUCCGCCCGGCCAACCCACCCCCAGAGCAUCCUGAGGAGCCAACCUGCUGAUUCACCACCACCACCACCACUGCUCAGCUCUUCCCCCUCCAGCCGGACAGAGAGAGGAGGGGGCAGGGGAAGCCCCACCCUCCCUCUCACGCCAGCCCUGUUCUCAGGGACGGAUAGACACACACUGGACCGAACAAACGCGCAGACAAGGUGCCCACAGGAGUGAACGCCAAAUGGACAGUGUUUGGGUGGUCUAUCCCCCCCUCCACUUCGAAUGGACUCCUCUGCAAAUUGGUGGUCUUCUUACCCUCCUCUCCCUACCCCCUCACAGAGCACGGCACACCUGGGGCAGGCCAUCUAUUGGGGGGAGGAACCGCCAGACACAGGGGGUGCCAGCGUAGCAUCCCGACUUGGCCCAGCUGUUGGCGUCACGCCAGGCACCAGAGCUGAGCAUGUUCCACCAACCGGGUCUCAAUGACAGCGGGAAUUUGGACUGCCACAGGCAAAGCCAAAGGGAGUUGCCAGCUGCUAGGACGCCAUCUACCUUAUUUCUGGGGCUGCUUCUCUAGCGAGCACAUCCCUGAACCUCUCCUUGGCCCCAGAAGGAGGAAACCAGCAGAGCCCGUAUACCGGGGGGGGGGGGGGAGCUGAGGCCUAGCAACCGGAGGGAGGGAGGGAGGGAAAGAUGUCCCGCGGCCCAACCACCUCCACCUUCCCAAGCUAAAGCCCACCUGGCACCAGCACAAGGGUACGUUGGUAGGCAAGGGAAGCAAGGUCAGCUUUGUCGUGACCGGCCUUUAUCCUGCCUCCUUACCCCUCCACCACUACCACUCCUGGCGAGCAGGUGGCACUCUCUGGGCAGUAGGGCUCAGUGGUCCUUUGUACAGAAACUUUGCGCUGUAUUUUUCUGCUGCUGAUUAUGUUGAAUUAAAAGGCCAGAGCUGUUUUGUCUGCAUGGGCA